AUUCAAUUUUACCUAUUUGCACCGAGAGCUAAAAAUUCCAUAAAUCAGUCAAAAGCGGUUGAAACCUACUUUAGAAUAUCAACAUGUACUUUAUUUUAUCGUCUUAGCCUUAAUCUGGGCUUGAAAUUAGGAAGUAAAAUUCUCUCGUUGCAAAAGUUUUCUAGAGACUCUGUCAAAAAAGAUCGAAAUACUUUCUCUUGGUUUUUAAAGUUUGUAAUGAACUUCAUGAGUUCAAAUAAAGUGAAUUACAUGUUGAUAUUUUGAAGAAGGUUUGAAUGCAGUAGGUUUUGAAUUUUAUUUUGCAAAAAAACAUUGCCACAAGAUUCACGAUGGUCGGACCAUUAUAUUUCAAUAGGUUUUGAGGUUUCCAGACCAAAGCAUUGAGUAAUCCUAGGACUUUGCGGGUGCCUGUAGCUACCGAAGUAUGGCAAAUGAAGAUGUCGCCUAGAUCCCGUUUUGUAGAGAGCAAUUUCUUCUAUCUAAUGAUGUAAAAAAGCCAAUAGUUUAGUAUUUCAAAUUUUGCCGUUAUGCACGAGUUUUCUAGUGAUCCGUUCGAAAACCGUUUUUUGUAAACUUUUCGAAAAGCUUUUUGCUGGCGAGAAGAUGCUCCAUGAACUGCUCUUUCCAUAUCUGAAAAACCUCCACUCUGGCUCUUUCUGUUUGUGAGUUAUUAAAAGAAUGGUCAUGGGUUAUUCUUCUUUUGGAUGAACAAUAGUUAUCGAAAAUGUAGCCUGUUUUACGGUACACAACAAGUUCGAAGUGGUUUCAAAUUAAUAAGGCUUCACCUAAAGUAGUUGCUAUAAACUCGAAAAUGUUUCUAACUUGGGAAAGCAACGGAAUGAUCAAUAGCUUUUAAAAUUCCAGUCACGCCAAUUUGUAGAGCUUGUUAAGUUAUUGACUGAUAUAAUAAUCAUUCUGGACAAUGAUGAGUUUAAGGGUACUUUUCAGGUAAUCAAAGUUUGCACUAUCCUACACAAAUAGUAAUAGUAAUAGAAGAAGCAAACAGAACCGUAGCCAUCUGGCUUAAAUCCAAAGCAUUUUACAUACUAUGUAGGCUAGAGUAUGGAAUAAUAGUACUAGAAUUGCAUAAUAUUUUCCAGCUAAUGUAAUGAGGAUAUGUAUACCUAAAGAAUAGGUUCAGCUGUCUCGCGUAGACAUAGUAUGAAUGCGAACCAACCGUAACGCUGUUCUUUCGGGUUUUUUAUUUUUUUAUUUUUCGUUCAUUGAAAUGUACAACUAAUGUUCAAGUAAUGAAUUAUAAUUUGAAUAAUUUCUUCAAAAAAUUUAAUUAAUUGAUUGAGUUUUCAUUUUUAGCUUCAGUGUAUAAAUUUUCUGGCGUUAGAUUACAUUUUUGUUGAAUUUUUUGAAAAAGUGCAAUGCCAUAGUUGCAGGAUUCGUUUUUACUCUUUUAGAUGAAUAAUAUUCAUAAAAAGGCGCUGUUUUUAUUGACAAAUAUUAUUUGUUUACUAUUAAGUAUAUUUAAAUGCACAACAAUACAAGAAAUGUUUCAUUACACUUAUAUAUUGAGAGCAGUUGUUUACUUAAAACGUUCUUGAAGAGAAAACUCCGAGAUCUCGAAUAUGUAUCGAAAAUAAAUGUUUGGAAGUUGAUUUUUGCAGUUCGUCUGCAAAGAUCAAGUUCGUGUGUUCGAUCCUAGUUUCGUGCAUCGAUUGAUUUUGUGAUUUGAUAGUUUAAGUUUCAGAAUGAUAUAAUGGGAAUUUAUAUUCUCGAUUUCGUUCUGGUUCAAGAUUAAAGCUUAAACCAAAUAAAUGUUUUCUUUUCUUAGGUGUUGGUCAUUUUAUUGUUCAAAUUUGUAAAAUUUGGGGUGCCAAAACCAUCAUAACAUCAGCCUCGAAAGACGACGGUAUUAAAUUGUUAAAGGAAACCUAUAAAUGUGAUCAUGUCUUGAAUCAUGCCAAAUCAAAUGUCGUUGAUGAAGUGAAGAAACUUACGAACAACCUGGGUGCUGAUAUCGUCUACGACGCCACAUAUCUCCCGUCAAGCUUUGAGAAAUCUAUUCAAUGUACGGCUGAAAAUGGUGGUAGUUGGAUUGUUUUGGGUGAUUUUGCUCAUAAAGGUAGCGUUGAAGCUGAAGCACUUGAAAAACGACAUGUUGAAUUAAUUCAUGCUGAUCUUGCGAAGUAUAUCUUUAAUCCGGAAUAUCAAGCAACAGAUUUCGUUCAUCAAGGACUGAAACAAGCAGCUGAUUGGAUUGUUAGUGGACAAUUGAAACCACAUAUUAGUGAAGUAGUUCAACUUGAACAAGUAGAACAAGCAUUAGAAAAAUUGAAAAAAGGACAAACUGGUUUUGGAAAAGUGGUAGCCAAAAUACAUUAA
Didymodactylos carnosus is the source of this 2337-nucleotide messenger RNA. Lineage: Eukaryota; Metazoa; Rotifera; Eurotatoria; Philodinida; Philodinidae. The record is from the annotation of a GenBank genome assembly.